This is a messenger RNA of Parathielavia appendiculata, 408 nucleotides long. Its product is annotated as Profilin/allergen. Lineage: Eukaryota; Fungi; Ascomycota; Sordariomycetes; Sordariales; Chaetomiaceae. The coding region runs from base 1 to 408 and encodes 135 amino acids. The transcript has 5 exons. Gene Ontology annotation, molecular function: actin monomer binding. The record is from RefSeq and is a predicted model, not a curated record. Gene Ontology annotation, cellular component: cell cortex.
AUGUCCUGGCAAGCCUAUGUUGACUCCAGUCUGGUUGGCUCCGGCCACAUCGACAAGGCCUGCAUCGUCAGCGCCGCCGGCGACAGCACCUGGGCUACGACCCCCGACUUCCAAGUCAAGCCGGAGGAACUCAAGGCCAUUGUGGCCGUGCUGAACGAGCCAGACAAGACCAACGGCGCGCCAGUAGUCACGGCCUACUCGGAGGGCCUCCACGUCGCCGGCGAGCGAUUCGUGGCCACCAGAGUCGAGGAUCGGCACAUCUACGGCCGCAAGGAGAAGACAGGAAUUUGCAUCGUCAAGACGAAACAGACCAUCCUCAUCGGCCAUUACGGCGAGAACGUGCAGGCCGGCAACGCGACACAGACGGUCGAGGCGCUCGCCGACUACCUCAUCAACGUCGGCUACUAA